Messenger RNA from Amaranthus tricolor (Joseph's coat), 1226 nucleotides. Its product is annotated as glutathione S-transferase U18-like. Gene Ontology annotation, cellular component: cytoplasm. Gene Ontology annotation, biological process: glutathione metabolic process. The record is from RefSeq and is a predicted model, not a curated record. Gene Ontology annotation, molecular function: glutathione transferase activity. The transcript has 2 exons. Lineage: Eukaryota; Viridiplantae; Streptophyta; Magnoliopsida; Caryophyllales; Amaranthaceae. Bases 360 to 1055 code for a protein of 231 amino acids.
CUGUGAUUCAUAAUGUGUCAGACUUGAACUUGGAAAAUGUAGUUUAGACUUAUACUAUCAUUGUUCCACCAAUUUUGCAAAAUCAAGAAGCAGUGGUAGAAUCGUACCUGCCGCGGUUUGAUUUUGGGCUGUUCCAAUUUAAUUUACCAUUUUUUACACAUGCGAACAACUUCCAUUAUUUACUGGGCCUCCUUUGACCUUGCCAAUUUGAUUUGUGGUUAGAAUUUAGAGUUGAGUGAGAAGUGAGAAAUCAACCACUACACGAUACUAAACCAACCAUUACCAAUAUCAGGAAUUAAUACUACUCUUAUUUGUUUGAUUUUGUUGUUUGUAAAUUGUGUGUGAAAUCAGAAGAAGAAAUGGCGAAAGAGGUGAAAUUGUUGGGAGCAUGGCCAAGUCCUUUUGUGAUGAGAUGUAGAAUCGCUCUCCACAUCAAAUCCGUGGAUUACGAAUUCAUUCAAGAAACAAUGCAGCCCAAAAGUGAGCUUUUACUCAAAUCUAACCCUGUUUAUAAGAAGAUCCCUGUUCUUCUUCACAAUCAUCUCCCUAUUUGCGAAUCCCUCAUUAUUCUUCACUACAUUGAUGAAGCCUUUUCUUCUGGAUCUGCUCCCUCCCUUCUCCCUUCUCAUCCUUAUGAUCGUGCCAUCCAUCGCUUUUGGGCUGCUUACAUUGAUGAUAAGUGGUUCCCGAGCUUAAACGGUAUGCGCAAAGCUGAAACAGAGGAGGAAAAAACAGCAGCAAUAAAUGAAGUGAAAGAAGGGCUGAUAUUGCUUGAGGAUGCCUUUGAGAAAUGCAGCAAAGGGAAACCUUAUUUUAAUGUCGACCACAUCGGAUACCUAGACAUUGCCUUAGGAAGCUACUUGGGGUGGUUACGCGUAGUGGAAACGAUGAACAAUGUAGUUCUUUUGGAGCAGGAAAAGACUCCUAAACUUUGUGCUUGGGCUCACAAAUUUUGUGGUGAUGAUGCUGUUAAGGAUUAUAUGCCUGAGACUGAUAAACUUAUUGAGUUUGCCAAGAUUCUUAUGGCCAAGUACAAGGCUGCUGCUUCUACCUAGCUACUUAAUUUAACUUAAAUUACAAUUACAAUGCUCUUUUAAGAUUCUGCACUUCUUUGUUCACCAAAUGACUCAAUUAUGAGUACGUUGUUCUUCAUCAAUAAUGCAUGCAUUUUGUAUCUUUAAACUUGAUGAUAUAUCGAAUACAUUAAUUAUUGGUUUUGUUUGUGA